Molecule: messenger RNA, 302 nt
Organism: Staurois parvus
Lineage: Eukaryota; Metazoa; Chordata; Amphibia; Anura; Ranidae
Source: the annotation of a GenBank genome assembly
AUGUCGGUUAUCGGCAGUCCUUUCCUCACGCUGACAGUGCUGAUGAUCAGUGUAGCCCCAUCAGUUCCACCUGUCAGUGCUCAUCAAUGCCAUCUGUCAGUGUCCAUCAUACCAGUGCCCAUCAGUGCACAUCAAGGCCACAUAUCAGUACCUACCAGUGUACAUCAAUGCCACAUAUCAGUGCCCAUCAGAGCUGCCUUUCAGUGCCAACUAUCAGUGCCUGUCAGUACCGCCUAACAGUUCCAAUCAGUGCCGCCUAAAGUUCCAAUCAGUGCCAGUCAGUGCUGCCUAUCAGUGCCACC